Messenger RNA from Vitis vinifera (wine grape), 402 nucleotides. Its product is annotated as self-incompatibility protein S1. Lineage: Eukaryota; Viridiplantae; Streptophyta; Magnoliopsida; Vitales; Vitaceae. The record is from RefSeq and is a predicted model, not a curated record. The transcript has 2 exons. Bases 1 to 402 code for a protein of 133 amino acids.
AUGGAGGUGGGUGACUGUUCGGGAUUCCAGAGGCUUCUCAGCUGGCAAUCUCAGUUCUUCAAUGGCACCAUCUACGAUGUUCGAGUUGUCAACGGCUUCACGGACAAUUCAUCGUUGGUAUUGGUAAUUUGGUGUUCCUCCCAACAUAAUGAUUUAGGCGGACGUGCCCUCCAGGCGGGUGAUGAUUUUAGUUGGAGUCUGAAAACCAACUUGUGGGCCACCACCCUUUUCCACUGCACCAUGAAAUGGGAUCAACGGAGGACAAGUUUUGAAGCCUUUCAGGUUCAGCGGGAUAGUCAGCGAUGUGCCCCUUUCAGGACCUGCUUUUGGCUGGUGAAAGAGGACGGAUUUUAUUUCAGCAAUGACCAAGUAAACUGGAAGAAGGAUUUUUCAUGGUCAUAG